Molecule: messenger RNA, 180 nt
Organism: Racocetra persica
Lineage: Eukaryota; Fungi; Glomeromycota; Glomeromycetes; Diversisporales; Gigasporaceae
Source: the annotation of a GenBank genome assembly
GAUUUAGGUGACGCCUCGAGAAAAAUUGCUAUUGCUAUUUAUAACCGUUCACCAUAUACUUUUGAGUAUCCAACAAAAUAUUUUUCUUCAGGUAAUGACACUCAGGCGCCUCCCUAUGUAGUCAAGAGUAACGAAGGUAUAGUUUGGGGUGCUUCUGGAGGCAUUUGCGGAACUGGAGGG